Messenger RNA from Cuscuta europaea, 565 nucleotides. The record is from the annotation of a GenBank genome assembly. NCBI's taxonomy places the organism in Eukaryota, Viridiplantae, Streptophyta, Magnoliopsida, Solanales, Convolvulaceae.
UGCCCAAAAGGAGACAAAGAGGCAUUCCUACCCAUCCCCCUCCUCACUAGUUCGGCCAGCAGCAAUGGAAAGGAGGAAAGAACCUCUACAACUUCAUCUCCAUAGCCCCAAAUCCGAACUCAAGCUCAAGGGAGUCCAAGAAGAAAGUUUAAGAAGGAAAAAGCUAGGAAAAAGUGUGAAAAUUAAGGAACUUGAUUUAAAGUAUUUUUUAGCCUCGCCGGAGUUUCGUCGGAGUUGGUCAAAGUUCGCCGGAGUUGGUCAAAGUUCGCCGGAGUUGGUCAAAGUUCAAUCAAGAAACGAAGAACGCGCUUAAGCUUAAUUAAGUUUCAGGUAGAACUUGAAGGUUGCUACCACCAGCCGCUGCUUCGGGAAGUUUCUGAGGAGAAGACUUGGUUCGUGCUUCUCCCGUUCUCAUUUUGAAAAACAAUAUGAAUAAUGCUCAUGGAUAAUAUUUUCUGAAUAAUUAUUUUGGGGGCUUGCAUGCCUAAUUAUGCCAAGUGUGGCUUGAACACUUGUAUCAAUUGUUUCCGCUGUUUUAAUAAAUGUUUUACAUUAUGUUUGUUUA